This is a messenger RNA of Lodderomyces jiufengensis, 645 nucleotides long. RefSeq lists its product as uncharacterized. The record is from RefSeq and is a predicted model, not a curated record. NCBI's taxonomy places the organism in Eukaryota, Fungi, Ascomycota, Pichiomycetes, Serinales, Debaryomycetaceae. The coding region runs from base 1 to 645 and encodes 214 amino acids. The transcript has a single exon.
AUGGCUAAAUUAUUUAAUAGAAUAUUUAAAGGUAUAAUUGGUCAUAAUAAGAAUAACCCAAAUCAAAAACUAUGUAAAAAUACAAUACCAUUUAUAAAGAUACCAUUAGAAUAUAAUAAAAAUUUAGGUAAUGCAGAAAUUACAAAUGAGAAUAAAUUAAAUGAUGAAACACUAGUGAAUAAUUUAGAAGUAUUUAAUUUAAUUUCUGAGAAUGCCAUAUUAUUUAUAAUACAAUUGUAUGAAUUAAUUGAAGAUUUAAAUUUGCUGGAUCUAAAAGAAGACUGUCAAGAAGAAAAUGAUUUAAUUACCAGGUAUAGAAUUGAGUUUGAUGAGAAGUUCAAAGUUAUACUAAAUAAUUUGAUUUAUGUUCGAGAGAAUAAAUUUGAGAAACGGCAAUUAGAUUUAUUAAAAUUUUUAUUCAUGGAUUUGAAAAACACAAGAAACGUAAUAUUAUUAAGUAAUAAAUUGAAAUUAAAUAAUAUUAAUGAAACAUUAAAAACUAGUGUAUACCAGUACUUUAAAGAUAUUUGGUGUUUUGAAAUAUCUACUGAUAGUAAUGAUGAAUUCUUAAUUGAUUUAUAUUCCGUUAGUUUAAAAAUUUGGGAAAUGAAAAUUAUUUCAUUAAUUGUAUCAAAAGAAGAAUAA